CCGUUGCGUGCAUCAGCGCGCGCGAGAUUUCCCACCCGCCGCCGCGUUGGCGCCCCGUAUAUUCUUCCCCGCCCGCACGGGCCACGGAUCCAUCCACCCCCUUCCUUCUCUCCGACGUUGACGAGCGCCUCCUCGAUCGGCGGCACCGGCGCGCCGCCCCCCUCUCCCGCCUUCCCUUUCCUUCUCCGCUAAUCAACCGGUGGUGCGAGAGCGAGAGCGACGGGCGGAGGGGAUCGACGAUGGGGAGCAACGGCGGCGGCGGAGGUGGCGGGAAGCAGGUGCUGUGGGAGUUCCACGCGACGGGGCCCCGCAACAUCUCCAACCCCAGCUGGAGGGACCUCAUCCGCUCGAGCUGGACAGAUCCCAACUACCGAAGAAUUGCGGUUUCAUGCUUCGUGCAGGCUGCGUAUCUACUGGAGCUAGACAGGCAGGAGAAGAGAAACGGUGAAAGCGCCCUUGCUCCUAACUGGUGGAAGCCAUUCAAGUACAAGCUGGUGCGUCCUCUAAUUGAUUCUAGAGAUGGAUCCAUAUAUGGUGUGCUGCUAGAAUGGGACCAGCUUGCUGCCCUAUCAGACUUGAUAGUGUUGAGACCUAAUGGCGCCCCGAAGGUUGUCCUCGCGAUAAGGGGAACAGUACUUAAGCAGUCGACAGUUGUGAGAGACCUCGAAGACGACUUCCGGUUCUUCACCAUGGAGAGCUUGAGGGGCUCUGUCAGGUUCACCGGUGCUCUCGAGGCGCUCAAGUCGGCGAUCGACAAGCGUGGCAGCAACAAUGUGUGCAUUGCUGGGCAUUCCCUGGGGGCAGGCUUUGCUCUGCAGGUUGGCAAGACUUUGGCUCAAGAUGGGAUCUUUGUAGAAUGCCAUCUGUUCAAUCCACCAUCAGUCUCACUUGGCAUGGGGCUGAGGAAACUUCAGGAGAAAGCCGGCAAGGUCUUGAAGAGAUAUGUCAGUGGAAGUUCUUCAAAUGCUACAGAACUUUCUCACCCAACAGAGGAUGGAGGAGCAGCUUCUGAAAUUGGAGAAGAAAAGCUGAUCAAGGAGGUAAAGAGAUGGGUGCCAAACCUGUACAUAAACAGCUGUGACUACAUUUGCUGCUUUUAUGCUGAUCGCAGCGGUGUCGCCACUGUUACUGCCGAGAAGCAUGAUGGCCAUUCUGGGACUCAUUCCAAGCUGUUUGUGAUUGCCAAAGGACCAAAGAAGUUCCUUGAAGCUCAUGGGUUGCAGCAAUGGUGGUCAGAUGAUUAUGAACUCCAGUUGGCCGUUCAUGAUAGCAAGCUCAUGUAUAGGCACCUUAAGUCGCUGUAUGUGAAUGAAUCAUAGGAAACUGAAUUUUGUAAAUGCAUCGUGUUCUUUUGCUUCUCUAGCCAAGAAAAUGUGAAUUUUUCUUUUGAAUGGCGCAUGGCACAAGCCUCGUACAUUCUUUUUUUUUUUUUGACCUGGAAAAACAAUCCCAGUGAGAUCGCUGGUCACCAACUUCACCACCUCAGGGGGUACAUCAUCCCAGCUAAGAAUGUUGUGAAGCUGAUCAUUACAACCCAGUGCC
Oryza sativa Japonica Group (Japanese rice) is the source of this 1542-nucleotide messenger RNA. Its product is annotated as GDSL esterase/lipase At4g10955. The record is from RefSeq and is a predicted model, not a curated record. NCBI's taxonomy places the organism in Eukaryota, Viridiplantae, Streptophyta, Magnoliopsida, Poales, Poaceae.